AACGAUGUAUUAAAAAUGUUAAUAAUAACUUAUUAUUAGGAUAUGCCAGAUUUGAAUUUAGUGAUAAAGAUAUUAAAGAUUUAAAAGGAUCUGUUAGCGGUCAUGCUUAUAGCAUUUUGCUUGCUGCUGAGACUGAUGAUGGUAUUAAACUUUUACAAAUAAGAAAUCCUUGGGAACAGCUGAAUGACUGGUAUGUUGAUUCAAUUAAAAACGCUUGGAGUGAUGGGAGUAAAGAAUGGAUUCCUGAAAGUAUGAUUCAACUAAACCACAGAUUCGGUGAUGAUGGUACUUUCUGGGUGUGUUAUGACGAUUUCCUUAAUUAUUGGGAUAUGAUUGAUAAAUGUAGAUUAUUUGAUUCAAGUUGGACUGUUUACAUGACUUGGAUUAAUUAUAAUGUUGUGUCAAGGUCUAAAGGAAAGUUUAAACUAAGUUUACCAGAAGAAUAUCAUCUGAUUAUAGUUCUUCAACAGCCUAAUAAUAGAUAUUUUUGUAAUGAACCUAAAUAUGAUGAAACUUCUUCUUACUUAGCCCGUAGUCGUUCGACAUUUGCUUUCGCUUCUCGUAGCAUAAACCAUGAAGUUAAACUUCCAGCUGGUGACUAUGUAAUUAUUCCACAUGUAGACCGUGAAACUAUUGAUCGAACUGAGGAAAAUCAAGAACCAAAGCAAGAAAAAGAUUCUGAAAUUGAAGCUAAAAAACAUAAAAAAGAUGAUGAAAAAGGUGAAGAAAAAGAUCCAGAGGUUGAUACUAAAGUUAUUAAUCCUAAAGAUGAUGAGAAAAAGGAUGAUGAGAAAAAGGAUGAUGAGAAAAAGGAUAAUGAAAAAAAGGAUGAUGAAAAAAGGAUUAAUGAGAAAAAUGACCAAAUUAUCAUU
Racocetra persica is the source of this 872-nucleotide messenger RNA. The record is from the annotation of a GenBank genome assembly. NCBI's taxonomy places the organism in Eukaryota, Fungi, Glomeromycota, Glomeromycetes, Diversisporales, Gigasporaceae.